UGACCAACCGCGUCUAAACUAAAGCUCUGUAUAAGUAGCCAUGGACUGGAGACGCUACAAUCACAUCCCAACUCACAAAACAGCCAAACAGCACUAAUCUUCUCCCUCACGCAACUGGAGCAGAGUGAGAAAAAGAGAUCUUUUUCUGGCAAUGGAGGUGACCCCGAACCACACGCAGACGGUGAGCGGGUGGGCGGCCACGGACGAAUCCGGCAAGGUGGCGCCGUUCAUCUUCAAGCGCCGUGAGAACGGCGUGGACGACGUGACGAUCAAGGUUGAGUACUGCGGGAUGUGCCACACGGACCUGCACUUCGUCAACAACGACUGGGGCAUCACCAUGUACCCCGUGGUGCCAGGCCACGAGAUCACGGGCGUCGUCACCAAGGUCGGCACCAACGUGUCAACCUUCAAGGCCGGCGACCGCGUCGGCGUCGGCUGCAUCUCGGGCUCCUGCCUCGACUGCGAGCACUGCGCCCGGUCCGAGGAGAACUACUGCGACAAGGUCACGCUCACCUACAACGGCGUCUUCUGGGACGGCAGCGUCACCUACGGCGGAUACUCCGGCAUGUUCGUGGCCAACAAGCGGUUCCUCGUCAGGAUCCCCGAUAGCCUCCCCCUGGACGCCGCCGCCCCGUUGCUCUGCGCCGGGAUCACUGUGUACAGCCCCAUGAAACAGCACGGGAUGCUGGACCAGAGGGGUGCUGGAAGGAGGCUCGGGGUUGUCGGCCUCGGCGGGCUCGGCCAUGUCGCGGUGAAGUUCGGGAAGGCGUUUGGGCUCCGUGUCACCGUCAUCAGCACGUCCCCUGCGAAAGAACGCGAGGCCAGAGAGAACCUCAUGGCCGACGACUUCGUCCUCAGCACCGACCAGAAGCAGAUGCAGGCUAUGGCGAGGAGCCUGGAUUAUGUGAUCGACACGGUGUCGGCGUCGCACUCGCUGGGGCCGAUCCUGGAGCUGCUCAAGGUGAACGGGAAGCUGGUGCUGGUGGCGGCGCCGGACAAACCCGUGGAGCUCCCUUCGUUCCCGCUGAUAUUCGGGAAGAGGACGGUGAGCGGGAGCAUGACGGGGGGGAUGAAGGAGACGCAGGAGAUGAUGGACCUCUGCGGCGAGCACGGCAUCACCUGCGACAUCGAGCUCGUCUUCACGGACAGGAUCAACGACGCCCUGGCGCGCCUCGCAAGGAACGACGUCCGCUACCGUUUCGUGCUCGAUAUUGGAGGCAGCAACGCCAGGCUCUAGCUAUAGGACACUUGCUGCUGUGCUCUGGCUACACGAUGUGAUAUGUGGGGGGUACUCUGUUUCAGCCUGAUCAAAGUAACGGAUUCAUCAGUUGUAUAAUGUGAGGAAUUCAGCCAUUCUGUCGUCCUCCAAUUGGCUACGAGGCUACUAAUUUGUUGCCUGUACUUCAAUUGCAUGUCUUCUUUCUGAAAGAUAUAAUACUCGUAUUCAGUUAGCUCU
Molecule: messenger RNA, 1456 nt
Organism: Brachypodium distachyon (stiff brome)
Lineage: Eukaryota; Viridiplantae; Streptophyta; Magnoliopsida; Poales; Poaceae
Product: probable cinnamyl alcohol dehydrogenase 6
Exons: 2
Coding region: 152-1237 (361 amino acids)
Biological process (GO): lignin biosynthetic process
Molecular function (GO): cinnamyl-alcohol dehydrogenase activity; zinc ion binding
Source: RefSeq, a predicted model, not a curated record